Molecule: messenger RNA, 4252 nt
Organism: Rhipicephalus sanguineus (brown dog tick)
Lineage: Eukaryota; Metazoa; Arthropoda; Arachnida; Ixodida; Ixodidae
Product: transcription factor GATA-4
Exons: 8
Coding region: 53-1543 (496 amino acids)
Biological process (GO): cell fate commitment; negative regulation of transcription by RNA polymerase II; positive regulation of transcription by RNA polymerase II
Molecular function (GO): RNA polymerase II cis-regulatory region sequence-specific DNA binding; DNA-binding transcription factor activity, RNA polymerase II-specific; zinc ion binding
Source: RefSeq, a predicted model, not a curated record
CCGGCCGGCCGCUGCAGAUGCGUUAGCGUCUUCGGUGUGUAUAGGGGCAGCCAUGUUCCAGAACCUAGCCAUGCACCUGCCUUCGUACCAGGACGGCUCGAGCGCCGCGUCGGCGGCCUUUUUGCACCCGGGACCACCGGUGUAUGUGCCGGGCACCAGGCCGCUUGUACCCGUGCCGCAUCAGUACAUGCAUCACCAUCAGAUGUCGUCCAUGGGCAGCGUGGCGACGUCGUCGGCGUCUUCCCCAGCUGCCCCGUCGGUGGCGGUGAGCUCCAUGGCCGCGGCCUCCAUGCCCGCGGCGCCCGUGUCCCCGGCAGUGGCGCCCCCUCCUCCGACGUCGUCUCCGGCCAGGGGCCACCACCACCACCACCAUCACCACCACCACAACCCGGCGUCGCCUCAGCCGCCGCCUCACCAGCAUUCGUCCGCGGUGCAGCAGGGACACAGCGGCCACCUGGGCGGCGUCUGGGGACAAGCGGUGCGCGGGUCGCCCGACACGGCGGCGGCGGCUGCUGCAGCGGCGGCCGCGGCCGCGGCCCAGUACUCGAGUCCUUCGCCGGCGCACGGACACCUGGCGGCGCACCACGCGAGGUUCGCCUUCCAGGGCGCAUCGGGCGUGACGAGCGUGGCUGCGGCGUCGUGCCGUGAAGGCCCUUCAGCGUACCUGAGCCGGGCGGCCAACGGUCUGGGUUCGUACGCCUACAUGGGCACCGAGGUGACGCCCUGGGUCGGCGUCGAGUCCAGCCUGUCCUCCAUCCAGGGUGGAGCCUCACCCUUCGCAAGAAUCACUGAUUCGUCUGACUAUGCGGGGUUCGGUGAAGCCAGGGAGUGCGUCAACUGCGGUGCCAUCUCCACGCCCUUGUGGCGCAGGGAUGGCACCGGCCACUAUCUGUGCAACGCGUGUGGCCUGUAUCACAAGAUGAAUGGCUCCACCAGACCCACUGCAAAACCACAACGAAGAAUGGUACUGCUGCCGACUACUUCUCGUCGCGCUGGGCUGUGCUGCUCGAACUGCGGUACCACGGCCACUACCUUGUGGAGGCGGAACAACGAAGGUGAACCCGUCUGCAAUGCGUGUGGGCUCUACUUCAAGCUCCACAACAUAAACCGGCCUUUGGCAAUGCGAAAGGAGAGCAUCCAGACUCGCAAGCGCAAGCCCAAAGGCAAGACCACUCCUGAUGGCAAAGGACCGCCAGGACCCGAGAACCUUUGCACCUCCACUAAGGUGGAAAAGGAUGAGCCCCUAGCUUUACAUGUGACAUUUGGUCGUUGUGAAGAGGACUACGCCAGUGCAGCAUCAAGUCAUGGUCCCCGGAUCUCAGAGCCGAAAGGAACAGAGGAAGAAGAAGCCUUGCAGCGACUGGCUUCGUGCUCGUCGACGCGCUCUCCGAGCAGCACCUCGUCCCGCUCCUCCCUGAGCAUCCUACCUAUCCAGGACAGCAAAGGACCCUGGAACGCCUACGACGACUACGAGGGCACCAGCCACAGCGAUGGCGGCACGGACAAGAACUCUGACCCCGCCCGCAUCACAGACCUGGCCUGAUGGCCCAAAAAUAGCCCUUCCGAGUGGGACUGACUCGCGGCCAGCGUCGUUCGGCGUACGCCGGCCCCCGCUCAUCGUGCCGCUGCUGAGAACAAUGGAAGCCUUCGGCCGUGCUGUGCAUAAUUUGGGGCCCUGCAUCUCAACUGCUCUCUCUCUCUUUCUUGAAGAGUUUUAAAAUGUUUUUUUUUUCUCACUUUUUUUCCCGUUUUAAAGUGUGAUGCAUUUUUGUAGUAGCACUUUCGUGGCGCUGAUGCGUUUGUGCGUGGUUGUGCAUGUGUUUGUCUGUGUAAGCGUGCAUGUUCCUGUGAGCGAAGGUAGCUGACUAGCUACUGCAACUGCCUCUUUAGUUGCCUAUAUAUAUUUUUUUUUGCUGCCUGUGUUCACUAUGCGUUCCUAGCUGAACAUAUGACCUUAGGCGCUGUCUUAUGACAUUAACGUUAUGACAUCGCGCUGUAUACUAUUUGGUUGUGGGAGCAUGUUUGGAAGGCCCUUCCAAUGCAAAUGUAGUUAUCACUAUAUACAUAUAGCGACAUUUGCUACCAGUGGAAUUAGUGUUAAGCGAUAGUGUUGAACGGCACAAAAUGUCCAUGCGAAUAUUGUUUACUCACAGUUGUCUCCUGUUUUGUUGGACACUUUCUUCUUCGAGUGUGUGGUAUAUGCAUCAUGUCUACCGGCAGACUUUAGGACCCUUAUAAUGUUUUAUCGAAAGAGCAUAACUGCUUCUGGCCAGGAAGGGGCAGCAGUUUUUCUGAGUAGCUUCACAGGCUUGGAGACUGACCUCCGUACCCGGGAUGUUUUUCCUCUCGUCACUUCACCUCAACAUGAGAACGUUGAUAGCAGCAGGGGCGUAGCCAGGAAUUAUUUUCAGGGAGGGUUUAACCAUACUUCAUGUAUGUUCGUGCGUGCAUUUGUAUGUGUGCGUGUAUAUAUACGCAAGCAAAAUUGAAAAAUUUCGGGGGGAGGGGGGGUUGAACCCCCCCCCCCCUCUUGGCUACGCCCCUGGAUGGCAGCAUCGUCCCUUGACAGAAGCAGUCGCUGUGCUUUACAGAAGUUUGAUCGUAAUUAUUGAGAAAGCGUCUUGUUCAGUCCAGGGGUGGUGCUGUGCUCAGCUCAGCUGGGUGGAGGAAUAUGUUCGAGUUUAGAAGCGCUUGAGUAUACGGCAGUAGUCAUUAGUAGACGACGAGCCAUUUCGGCUGGCACUUUCUAAGCCUUGUCGUAAGCAUCACAGGCAGCAGUGGGCGAUGUCAUGACAUCCACACGUAGCUGUAGAACAUAACUUUUCUCUCUCAUCUCACACCCUGCGUUGCCCCUCCCCCCAUCAUGCCUUUUAUGUUCAACCAAUGUUUUUCUUUUCUGCACCGCCACCAAAACGUAUUCUCAACUGUGAUUUCGUGUGAGGAAAAAAAAAAGGGAAGACUGGUGGGAGCUUUGAAUAAACAGGCCAGAGUGUUUGUCGAGAGCACGCUUUGAAGGAACGUUGCAGCUCUUAUCCACCACAUCGUGCAGAUGCUGUCGGCAGCUGGGUCACCCAUCUCGUAUAGCUGUGACCAACUGUAUUUGUUUUUAGGUGACGUGCACUGCAACUUAUACUUUUUUCCUGCAACCCGAAGAUGUCCUGAAGACAACGUUAUCUCACAUAACAACUAAAGCGACGCGUGAUGCACUGUAUCUCUCGAACCGUUUGUCGUGGGAACACUCUUCUUGACGCGUUGUUUACACUGUGUGCAUGCGAGUGAGUGUGCGUGUAUGUGUGUGUGCAUUUGCAUGACAGCGAGUCGCAAAAUGAUGCGUUUUAAGAGAUUUGUGGCAAGCAUAAUAACUGCCUUAUGCCUCCGACGUGUUGCUAAGCUGACACAGGUAUGGGACAGAAUAGCCCUUAACUUUCACCCGUAGCUAUCGUGCACGAGCAAGCCAGGCCUAUAGCUGCAGAUUACUACGAUACUUUGUACAACAUGCAUACAAUAACGUUUUCCUUUUUUUUUUCGUGAGCCUAGAUCGUGAAGGGGAGUCACGUGUGUUUGCAUAACUAUAAUAUACUGGAGGAUCGUCCUGUAGUGCAGCACAAUACGGCUUCUCAGCACCAACCACACUGCAAAAGCGUGUUGUGACCUAUACUUCCUUGCAUUUUUGGCACUAUUAUUUUUUUUUGCGUGUUUUCUGAGCGUCUUUUUUUUUCUUGUAUUUCGUUCUUCACGUAGUUACUACAAUUAUGAGCACAGUGCUCGGAAAAUACUCACACCUGGUUUCUUGUGAUAGCUCCAAGCUUUGUAGCAAAGAGAGAGAGAAAGAAAGUGUACUACUAAAGUUAAUCGCCAGUUUUUUUAUAUAUUAUUAUUGCUCCAAAUGUACUUUAUUUAUCAGUACUUCUCGUAGCUAGGCUCGUGGCAAGUGCCUUUGUUCUGAGGCUGCUUGAAGAGCAUCUGCCCCCUUUGCUCGUCCCUCUUUAUUUUUUACUUUCCCUCCCUUUCCCUUGGAGGUUAAAUGCAUCGACGUACCGCAGAGAUUUUUCACAUUUUGCAUCUCAGAUGUGUGCUUUUUAUGUGGGAGUGCACCAAAACGCAUGACGUACUUGUAGCCUCAUCCCGCUUCUCUCUUGCGUACCUGCAACAUUGCUUCAUCUGUGUGUUGCAAUUCGGAAGUCACCCCUAGGUUGAUGGUUUUACUUUAGUUGCUGAGUAUAUUUAUAAUAAAACAUAUUAUUUCACGGUG